UGCAGGUGGAUUCAACUUCCGCCCAAGUAGCGGAAACGACGUCAUUAAACCGCACUAUGUUUACUAUCGGUGGCUACGCGCUAAUCUAACGAGUAAAAUACAUUUACACAAUUAUUUAGCUAAGGAAAGAAAGUUAAAGUGAGUGCAGAUGGGGGAUUCCUCGGCAGCAUCGGGGACGUCGCUGAAUUCAAGCGGGCGGGGAGCUAAAGCAGCCUCCAGCCCAGCAGAGAACUACCAACUGGCCCGGCGGCGGACCCUGCAGGUUGUUGUCAGCGCCCUGCUCACCGAGAGCGGCUUCGAGAGCGCCGAGAAGGCCGCCGUGGAGACGCUAACGGAGAUGAUGCAGAGCUACUUAACUGAAAUCGGUCGAUGUGCUAAAACGUACUGUGAACACACAGCCAGGAGCGUCCCGACGUUGUCGGACACCGUGGUGACCCUCAUUGAAAUGGGUUUCAACGUCGACACGCUGCCUGUGUACGCCAAGCGAUCUCAGAGGAUGGUCAUAACUGCCCCUCCAGUGACGAACGCGCCGGUGACUCCUAAAUCUUUGUCUGCUGGACAAAAGCGGACGCAUCCGUCUCACAUUCCCGGCCAUUUCCCGGAGUUCCCCGACCCUCACACCUACAUCAAAACACCCACAUUUCGAGAGCCUGUGUCGGACUACCAGGUAGUGAGAGAAAAAGCUGCCACCCAGAGGAGAGAUGUGGAACGAGCACUGACACGUUUCAUGGCCAAAACCGGAGAAACCCAAAGCCUCUUCAAAGACGACAUCUCUGCCUUUCCCUUGAUCGCUGCCCGGCCGAGCACCAUCCCAUACCUCAAUGCCCUCCUUCCUUCAGAGCUGGAACUACAGACUCUGGAGGAGACGGACUCGUCAGAGCAGGACGACCAGACAGACAGCGAGAACGCAGCAGGGAAUGUUAUCGCUGAUGAUCCGAGUGCUGACAAAGAGAACUCCGUGCUGCCCCCUGGUGGCGUGGUUCCAUCAACCAAGGCCAGCGAAGACAACGUGAUCGACAACCCGUAUCUCCGGCCUGUCAAGAAACCCAAAGUGAGGAGGAAGAAAUGACCUUGCUCUAAUGAUGAACUCUUUUGUUGCGGCUCAGUGGGGAAGACGUUUUCUCUUCUCAGAGACGAAACUUAAAACCUGCUGUGAGAGCAGGAAGCAGCCGCUCACUGAUAGACACUGUUUUUCUAUGUUUUCUGUACACACCCACUUCAUAUUUGGAUUUGUAUGCAACAAAUGUUCCACGUUACUUCCGCACGCUUUUUGUACAAAUGCAAAAAGCAAGUGUGGGUUUUUUUUAUUAACUCUUACAGUAUCUGCUAGGUGAGGAUUUCUGCAGCUUCAGGCGACUCCUCAUGGCAUCCAUGUUGUUUUGCGAUUUCAUGCCUCAGCUGUAGAGUUAAAAAUACAGUCUCAGAUAGGCCAGUUUUCCCCUGUGCCUAAUGAACCCAUAGUCGUUGGGUACCUGAGAGAAGGAAAGUAAAACAGAAGCUGACUUUCAGUUGCUGCAUGUACAGUUUAUACAUUUGUUGUUUUUGUUUCUUCAUUCAUAGUGUGUGAUUGUAUUUUAAAUAUAAUGACUUGGCAAAGUA
Messenger RNA from Gambusia affinis (western mosquitofish), 1599 nucleotides. It is a transcript of the gene taf8, whose product is annotated as TAF8 RNA polymerase II, TATA box binding protein (TBP)-associated factor. Gene Ontology annotation, cellular component: transcription factor TFIID complex. The transcript has 8 exons. NCBI's taxonomy places the organism in Eukaryota, Metazoa, Chordata, Actinopteri, Cyprinodontiformes, Poeciliidae. The coding region runs from base 149 to 1069 and encodes 306 amino acids. Gene Ontology annotation, biological process: transcription initiation at RNA polymerase II promoter. The record is from RefSeq and is a predicted model, not a curated record. Gene Ontology annotation, molecular function: protein heterodimerization activity.